Molecule: messenger RNA, 901 nt
Organism: Vitis vinifera (wine grape)
Lineage: Eukaryota; Viridiplantae; Streptophyta; Magnoliopsida; Vitales; Vitaceae
Product: transcription factor JUNGBRUNNEN 1
Exons: 3
Coding region: 31-861 (276 amino acids)
Biological process (GO): regulation of DNA-templated transcription
Molecular function (GO): DNA binding
Source: RefSeq, a predicted model, not a curated record
GAGAGAGCUAGAGAACCAAAGAGGUGAAACAUGGAUGCUACCAUGGAUGAUGAACAAGUUGUGCUUCCAGGGUUUCGGUUUCAUCCCACAGAUGAAGAACUCGUUUCAUUUUAUCUUCGGAGAAAGAUAGAGAAAAAGCCCAUUAGUUUUGAACUCAUCAAACAGAUGGAUAUUUACAAAUACGAUCCCUGGGAUCUUCCAACGAAUAGUAGUGUUACAGACAAGGAGUGGUAUUUCUUUUGCAAAAGAGGGAGAAAGUACAGGAAUAGCAUACGACCCAAUAGAGUUACGGGGUCCGGAUUUUGGAAAGCAACAGGCAUAGACAAGCCGAUAUAUUCUGUUCAAGGACGAGGACAUGACUGCGUUGGACUCAAGAAAUCAUUAGUAUACUACCGUGGAAGUGCAGGAAAAGGCACCAAAACUGAUUGGAUGAUGCAUGAGUUUCGUCUCCCUGCAGACCAGAAAAAUACUACUCACAAUGCCACGACUGCUGAUGACGAAGUUGAAAUAUGGACGCUUUGUCGGAUUUUUAAGCAAAAUGUGUCAUACAGAAAGUCGACACCAGAUUGGAGAGAAACAUCUGCAAAACGCAAGCCAACAAAGUCAAGGCCUAAAACAGGCAAUAUGGAUUCAGAAAAUUGGGAAGGUUACAUAAGUUUUGGAGCUCCAGAGGCUCUUGAUAACGAGAAGAAGCUUUUUGUUGGUCACAAUAUGAAUGAAAGAAACCAGUUCCAUGUGGUUUCAGAUCCAGAGUCAUGCUUUAGUGUUUUGAGUGAGGAAGCUAGGGAGUUCUUUACAAAUAGGAAUUGGGAUGAGAUCUUAUCAGCCAUGGACUAUGAUUUUGAUCCAUAUCAUUUUUAACUAACCAUGCAAGUAUGUAUUAAUUUGCAUGAAUUCAUUA